AUGAAAUCCACUUCUCUUAUCCUCUUAUUCAUUGUAUCCUUUUUAUUCGUGACUUCUCAUGGCUUAUCAGAGAUUGAAUCUCUCUUGAAAUUCAAGAAAUCUCUUGUUAUUGGGAGAGCAAGUGCUUUAGAGAGCUGGGAUAGAAAGAAUCCUCCGUGCAAAUGGAUUGGUGUGUUGUGUGAUAAAGAGUAUGUUUGGGGGCUACGACUAGAGAAUAUUGAGCUAUCAGGUUCUCUCAACAUCGAGGCAUUGAUGGGUUUGAAGUCUUUGAGGUCUCUUAGUUUCAUGAAUAAUAAAUUUAGAGGUCCAUUUCCAGAGUUCAAGAAACUUGGUGCUCUAAAGUCAAUUUACUUGUCAAACAAUCAAUUCGAUAUAAAGAUACCAAAUGAUGCAUUUGACGGGAUGGGGUGGUUGAAGAAAAUCUACCUCGAACAAAAUAAGUUUAGCGGUGAAAUUCCAAUGUCCAUGGCCAAACUUCCCAAGCUUUUAGAGCUUAGACUUGAUGGGAACCGGUUCACUGGUCAAAUACCUGAAUUCAUACAUAAACCACACAUGUUGAACCUUUCAAACAAUGCAUUAGCUGGUCCAAUCCCAAAUAUUCUCAGUACAAUGGAUCAAACAAUGUUUGAAGGAAACCAAGGAUUAUGUGGAGAACCUUUAGAGAUAAAGUGUUAUUCUCCUUACAACCUUUCCUCCGAGCCUAAGGCGAGCUCCAAAACAAAAUCAUCAAAGGUUUUGUACAUUGUAGCCGCAGUGGUAGCAUCGGUACUGGCAAUACUCAUAAUUCUUGGACUAAUUAUCGUGCUUUGCCGAAGGCGAAGGAACAAGCAACCGUUACUAUCACCAGAACCUGGACCAUCAAGUCUACAAAAGAGAGCUGGAAUCCAAGAAAGUGAUAAAGGACAAAGUAGCUGCCAUUCACACCGUGCUGCAAAGAGGAUGAUUCAUACCACAAAAUUGUCAUUCUUAAGAGAUGACAAGGGGAAAUUUGAGUUGCAAGAUUUAUUGAAAGCAUCUGCAGAGAUUCUAGGAAGUGGGUGUUUCGGAGCAUCGUAUAAGACAGUGUUGUCGAAUGGAUCGAUAAUGGUAGUGAAGAGGUUUAAACACAUGAAUAAUGCAGGAUUUGAAGAGUUUCAAGAACAAAUUACAAGAAUUGGGAGGUUAAACCAUGAUAAUUUGCUCCCAAUUGUGGCUUACUACUAUAAAAAGGAGGAAAAACUUUUUGUUUGUGAUUUUAUUGAGAAGGGAAGCUUGGCUGCUCAUCUCCAUGGUCAUAAAUCUUCAGGCUAUCCAAGCUUGGAUUGGCCAACAAGAUUGAAUAUUGUGAAAGGUGUAGCAAGGGGACUUUUAUACCUGCAGAAAAACCUGCCUAGUUUAAUGGCACCUCAUGGUCAUCUAAAAUCAUCCAAUGUUCUUCUCAGUGAGAAAUUUGACCCUAUUAUGACAGACUAUGGCUUGAUCCCAAUGAUCAACGAAGAAAGCGCACAAGAGCUCAUGGUGGCUUACAAAUCUCCAGAGUACUUGAAACAAAGUCGUGUGACCAAUAAAACUGAUGUCUGGGGGCUCGGUGUACUCAUCUUGGAGAUUUUAACGGGAAAAGUCCCGGAGAGCUUCUCGCAAAGCGACAAAGAAAGUGAGGCGGACAUGGCAAAUUGGGUGAAGUCAAAUUUCAAAGGAGAAUGGUCAAAAGAAUUGUUUGACCAAGAAAUGGGGAAAACUAACAAUUGUGAAGCAGAGAUUCUCAAACUCUUAAAGAUUGGACUGAGUUGUUGCGAAGUAGAUGUGGAGAAAAGGUUAGAUAUAAGAGAGGUUGUCGAGAUGUUGGAAGAUUUAACGAAGGAGCGAGAAGGAGACGACGACUUCUACUCAACAUAUGCGAGUGAGGCUGAUGGGAGGUCAUCAAGGGGAGUGUCAAGUGAGGGAAUUAACUUGUCAUGA
Molecule: messenger RNA, 1938 nt
Organism: Arabis nemorensis
Lineage: Eukaryota; Viridiplantae; Streptophyta; Magnoliopsida; Brassicales; Brassicaceae
Source: the annotation of a GenBank genome assembly